AUGGGGCGAUUAAAUGGUACCAAGCUGGGCGCUUUCCGAGCUUAUUUCCUCGGUUUCUUUAUCUGUCUCGCUGGGUUCCUAUUUGGAUAUGACACAGGAAUCGUGGGUGGAAUCCUCGAGUUCCCGUCCUAUAUGGAUGAUUUCGGCUACACCGAUGAAACAACCGUCGAUGCAGUGAUGGUCAGUCUGCAAAAUGUGGGCGCCUUCUUUGCUGCUCUCGCCAUCUUCCCCAUAUCCGAGCGCUUCGGCCGCAAGAAGACUAUCCAGACCUCCAUGGCCAUUUUCUGCGUUGGUGUCAUCUUGCAAGUGGUGCCGUCCCACUCAUUGGUCUGUUUCUAUAUCGGCCGUGUGGUCUCGGGCGUUGGCCUCGGUGGUGCGACCGCUGUCGUACCAACAUACAGUGCUGAGAUGGCACCCAAGGAGAUCCGCGGUAUGCUUGGUUCAGGUGUGCAGUGGCUUUUCGCCUUGGGUGUGAUGACGAGUUACUGGAUUGAUUACGCCGUUGAGCAGACCCUAGCGGGGCAGUCCAAGGAGUGGCAGAUUCCCGUUGGUCUGCAAUUGGUGCCUUCUUCCAUUCUGGCUUUGGGUCUCUUCACCCAGCCAGAGAGUUGCCGCUGGUUGGCAAAGAAGGGACGUAUGGAGGAGGCGUGGCAGAGCUUGGCUUGGAUGCGUGCAGACGACGGUCCCGCCGUCAAAGCCGAGUUCAACGAGAUUAAAAUCGCUCUCGCAGCCCUGAUGUUCUGCGGUCAGCAAUGCACCGGAAUGACAGCCCUAGCCUACUACGGCCCACAAUUCUUCAAGAUCAUCGUCGGCGACGACAGCAGCCGCUCCCUCCUCGUAACUGGCCUCUUUGGCGCUGAGAAAUUCGUCACCGUCGGUACCUACAUCCUCUUCUUCUCCGAAAUGUGGGGACGCAAGCCUACCCUCUGGAUUGGUAACCUUCUCAUGGCAUGCUGCUUCAUCACCGUAGUAGCCGUGAACAAAACGACCGAUUCUCUCGACGCAGAAGGAAACCCAUCCAGCGCAGGAAUCGCUACGGUCUUUAUGAUCUUCCUCAGCAACUCGAUCUACCAGUUCAGCUGGGGUCCUAUUCCCUGGCCCUACACGACCGAGAUCUUCCCCUCACGUAUCCGUGAGAUCGGAUCCUCGGUCGCCGUCUCAUCACAAUGGCUCUUCAAUUUCCUUUUCUCGCUUACGACACCUUAUAUGAUUAGUGCAUGGGGCACCUACACUUUCAUCUUCUAUGCUGGAUUAGAUAUCAUCAUGGCUAUCUCCGUUUUCCUUUUCGUCAAGGAAACUCGGGGUAAGUCACUUGAGGAGAUGGAGAGUAUCUUUCACAGUGCUGCUGCGUUUGAUGUGGAGAUUGCUCGGCAUGAGGGCCUGGCGAUCCAGGAUGAGAACUUAAGCGCGCUAGAGGUGCAUGAGAAUUUAAAGAGUCCGGAUACUAAGAAGAGUCAGGAUUCUUCGGAUUAA
Penicillium longicatenatum is the source of this 1473-nucleotide messenger RNA. RefSeq names its product general substrate transporter. NCBI's taxonomy places the organism in Eukaryota, Fungi, Ascomycota, Eurotiomycetes, Eurotiales, Aspergillaceae. Bases 1 to 1473 code for a protein of 490 amino acids. Gene Ontology annotation, biological process: transmembrane transport; carbohydrate transport. Gene Ontology annotation, cellular component: membrane. The record is from RefSeq and is a predicted model, not a curated record. The transcript is spliced from 4 exons. Gene Ontology annotation, molecular function: carbohydrate:proton symporter activity.